CAAAGAGGGGGGAAAACACAAACAAGACGACACAGCGCACCACACCAUCACACCACCACGAUGAGACGCAGUGCACGGCUGCGCAGCCUGCUGAAGGCCCGCACACAAGAUCGCCAACAGCAGGAAGCAGCGACUGGCCCGUCUUCGCCCACGUCUUCAACGACAUCGUCGUCUGCUACAACAUGCAGCACGUCCCCUUCCUCUUCUUCAUCUUCCUCGUCCUCAUCGUCGUCCUCAUCAUCGUUGUCAACAUCCGUGUCGUCCGUGCGCACGAAGCGAGCCAAACGGCAGUCGCAGCAACAGUCGUCGGCAAGCAGGAGCAGUAGUGCUGCGGCCACGGUACCGGCAGCGUGGGAUCGGCUACCGCCGGCGUUCCUCGAACUGUUUCAGCGCAAGCAGAGCCGCGCAGGCGAAGACGACGAGCCGGGGCAGACCUUUGAUGAGUACUUGACAGAGGCGAAGGAGCUUUCAAAGACGUACCGGCCACCCAAGACCCGCCGCGUAAUCUACCUCCAGCCAAUCGGCGACUUUUGUGACGAUCCCCUUGACUUCGAGUGCCUGCAGCGGCUCUGUGCCGCCUUUUACGAGGGCAUGGAAGUAAAGGUGCGCCCGACCUGGCCCAUUGUCCAAGUGCCACCAGCGGAACAACAGCAACAACAGCAGCCCAAGACCAAGAGCAGUGUUGGCAAUGGCAACGGUCAGAAACAGCAGGCAGCGUCGUCGUCAUCGGCAACCUCAGCACAGGUGCCCGUCUCGGACACCGGGACCAGCAAGAAGACCAGCAAUAGCACCAGCAGCAAAGGCGGCAGGGGCAAGAAGGGGGAUGCCGGCGACACGGACACGUCGUCAUCUUCAUCAACGAUGUUUGCGAUCGAGACGCCCCAUGGCUUCUUUGAUCUUAUCUCACGGCAGCGGGGACCGCACGGCGAGACGCAGUUCUGCUUGCACGAGUUUGUGGAUGCGGUCCUAUACAAGAUACCGAAGAACGCGUGGUGCGUGAUGGCGGUGACCAUGCACGAUCUGUUCGAAACCCCCGACGAUGAGUUCUGUAUGGGGCGGGCGUGGGGUGGCAGCCACGGCGGCGUUGUCGGCUUCAGGCGCUAUGCACCAGAUCUUCUCCCUCCAAUCAAGCAUGAAAAGGGGCUCAGCUCGCGGUCCUUGGUGACCUCACGUGCGGUGAAGACGCUCAUCCAUGAGAUUGGGCACUGUUUCCUCAUGGACCACUGCACGGAGUGUGUGUGCCUGAUGAACGCCAGCUAUUCCCUGGAACAAGACCUCAACAUCCCCCUGUUGCUGUGCCCGACGGAUCUGCACAAGCUGCAGCACGCGUUGCGAAGCACGGACAUACGCACACGUUACCGUGGUCUUGCUGAUGCGUAUGCGCAGUACCCUUUGUUCUUCUCCCGCGAACGACAACAUGUCCUCGCCGCCCUCAAGGCCUUGGGUUGAACGUGGCUCGUGUAUGUGUGUGUGUGUAUGUGUGAGCGCGCGCGCGCGUGUGUGUGUGCGCGCGUGUGUGUGUGUGCGUGUGUGUAUGUGUGUGUGCGUGUGUGUA
Messenger RNA from Salpingoeca rosetta, 1555 nucleotides. RefSeq lists its product as uncharacterized. Gene Ontology annotation, molecular function: metallopeptidase activity. Gene Ontology annotation, biological process: proteolysis. Bases 61 to 1449 code for a protein of 462 amino acids. The record is from RefSeq and is a predicted model, not a curated record. Lineage: Eukaryota; Choanoflagellata; Craspedida; Salpingoecidae. The transcript has a single exon.